AUGUAUAUUCCCAGGAGAGAAUUCUAGUUUUCCUUCUUCAUCUCAAAACCCAUGUGUUUCACUAGAUAGGUGUAUAUUUGAGGAUGCCCUACUCCAGGCCAAAACUGAACGGGAUCAUCUGAAAUACUGGGAUUUAAAAACACCCAUUCUGGAUGUGAGGCCCAAUGUCAUUUCAUGGAGGAGCAGCCUUUACAAUGUAAACUGUAAUACAGGUGACAUCGAUGUAGGUAUUACUUGUCAGAUCUACAGAGAGAAAGACGGGAUUCCCUUUGCAUCAACGCAACCUUCUACUGGUCAAUGUAUGCUGGUCUUGAACAUGGAGCAGAUCCUGGGUGGAAUAGAUGUGCAGCGUGGAGAUUCUCUUAUCUUCACUUGUGAUUAUACAAAUGGUAUUCACCGCUCCCCACGUAGCAAAGGAGUUAAGCUUUUGGUGUCAGAAACAGGUCAAAUCAUAAAGCCUCAGAUUUCCAUGCGUCAAUCUGUUUUUAAGAAAGGAAAUUAUUUUCUUGUUCAGUGCCUGGGCACUCACUUUGAUAGAAUUGAGCAAUGUAAAUUCUACAACAAUUGGAAGAGUGAGCCUUUCAGUACCCAGCCCUAUGAUGACGAAAAAAAACUGUGCAUCAUCAAGGUGAAUCCGAGACACCUUGAAUGUCGUCAAAGUAAUGAAAGUAUAUGUGUCACCUGGUUGAGCUGUGACAUUGAUGUUAUUGUGAACGGAAAGAAGAUUACAUCACCACGCAGCGAGAUGGAGAAAGUUGAAAUAGAAAGCACAAGUUAUUUUGGAAUGCCCCAGCUUAAUGUGACUCCUGCAGUUUUUCAGAGUGAUGAAACAACUGAGAUGACCUGCAAUAUGCCAAGUUUUCAUGAGCAGGCUCAAUGCAACUAUUAUAAAGAUAAUGAAUCCAAGCCAUUUAGGUCAGUGACAUCCAAAGCAAACCACUGCCUGUUGUCUCUGAGUGGAAAAGAGCUACUAGAAGACAAGGGUGAUACAGCAAAGAGUGAGCUUGAAAUACGCUGUGAUUACAUGGAGAGCAAGAGUAGCGCUACAUUAUCACUGUUCAGCAACUCCAUCAAAGUGGUUGUUUUGAUGCUUCCAAAACCAAAAAUCUCCUUUCAGAGUAAAACAAAACUUUUCAUUCACUGUGAUGCCCCUCUCAGUUUUAGGGGGACUGUCUUCUACUUGUACCAAAAUGGGACUGAAAAGCCUACUGCUACAGUGAGUGCAUUGGAGACGGAUCAUUCAGUUGUUUUUGAAAUUCCAAGAAAUGGGAGCAGAGCAUCACUUGUAUACUCCUGUGUAUAUGAAUACCAAGGGCACAGAUCUGCAAUCAGUGACCACAAAGUGUUUAAUGAGUAUCAAGAUUACCAAGAGGAAUAUAUAUCAAGUGUUACUCUGGAGUUCCUUAUCCGAGUCAUUAUCGUCAGUGUCUACUUCUUCUUGAUGGGGCUCCUACUGGCCUGUUCUCACCACAAAUCCAGCAAAAACAGGUGGAGGCAACAAUGGGAGCGGCAACAGCUUCAAAGGCUUCCAGAAUCCAAACGCACAAAAAAGUCUUCUCUUCGAGCAGGUGAUAAGGAAUUGGACCCAGUUGCUUUGAAAGAAUCUGAGUUGGAUCUGUGAUCAAGGCAAGAGGCUACUGCUAACACAGUUUACAGAAGAAUUUCAGAAAGUGUAUAACAUUUAAAAGAAAUUUCUUACGCAUCUCUGAUGUAUGUUUAAAAUUGAAUGCAGCAGUAAGAGAUCAACCACAAACUUUAAAUAACUAUGUGAAGCUAAAAACUGCCUGGGACGGCCGCAUACUGUGUUUGAUGGUUAUCUGUGCAGUUAUUUACAUGAACAAAAAAUAUCAGCAGCAUCCUGCGUGCUCAGCACACACCUAAUCCACGCAGGGGUACUUUUGAUCACGUGGUUUGUCGUAUUAUAUACAUUGGGUAGUUUAAAAAUAAAUCUGCCUGUUGCAAAAGUUUUUUUCAGGUCAUCAAAAAUUACAUUCUAGGGAAAUAACACACAGGUCCAAAAUGUUCAACGGUUUUGUUUUCCAUUUACAAUAUUCAUAUAUUUAUGAGCUCACAAAAAAUGCCAUUACUUUCUACACACACUGCUUCACAGCAGGGCAUUCUGUGUCAGAGACCAUCUUCCAGAAGUGUUAUAUACCUACUUUAAACUCUGCUUUGAGGAUCUCAUGGGUCUGCAGUUCUAUUAUUUCAUAUUCAACUGCUGCAAGAUCAGAAGAGAGGAGUGUGAUGACUAGGGUCAGAGAUGAUAUUAACACAUGCAAUCAUUUCACAGUCGGUCCACAAAAUGCCUAUUAGACAUGUACAUCUUUGUAUCUUGACUCAAGCUCCUGCCUGAGUUACUCCAGAACUUCUACAGAGGCUUUCUAGUUGAAAUACUGCAAAGGUCAGUGUGAUCAUGUGUGGUAAGUUCUCUCACCUGUGAAAAACAAAAGAAUUUAUCUGGUUAGGGGUGAACAUUAUGAUGCUUUUAUUUUGGAAGGCCGUGACAGCAUAUACAGUUAGGUCCAUAAAUAUUU
Polypterus senegalus (gray bichir) is the source of this 2534-nucleotide messenger RNA. RefSeq lists its product as uncharacterized. The record is from RefSeq and is a predicted model, not a curated record. The transcript has 10 exons. Lineage: Eukaryota; Metazoa; Chordata; Cladistia; Polypteriformes; Polypteridae. Bases 302 to 1621 code for a protein of 439 amino acids.